AUGGGUAUCCCCAAGUUCUUCAGAUUUAUCUCGGAAAGAUGGCCGUUGAUCUCUCAACCUGUCGAAGAAGGGAAAGUACCCCAAUUCGACAAUCUUUACCUUGAUAUGAACUCGAUUUUGCACACAUGCACACACCCUAAUGACGGACAAUUAAGUCAUAUGACUGACGACCAGAUGUACGCUGCAAUUUUCACGUAUAUCGAGCAUUUGUUCCAAAUCAUCAAGCCUCAAAAAACGUUUUAUAUGGCCAUUGAUGGGGUUGCACCCCGUGCCAAGAUGAAUCAGCAGCGUGCCAGACGGUUUAGAACUGCCACUGAAGCUGAAGAAAAUGUGAAAAAAGCUCUUGCACGUGGAGAAACACUCCCAAAGGAAGAUCCUUUCGACUCGAACGCCAUUACUCCAGGUACAGAAUUUAUGGCUAAAUUGACAUCAAAUUUGAAAUAUUUCAUCCAUAAAAAAAUCUCUGAAGAUAAACUGUGGAAUGGUAUUGAGAUUGUUCUUAGUGGUCAUGAAGUACCCGGUGAAGGUGAACAUAAAAUCAUGGACUACAUAAGAACCAUGAAAUCACAAAGUGAAUACAAUGCAAACACCAGACAUUGUAUCUAUGGGUUGGAUGCCGAUCUUAUUAUGUUGGGACUUGUUUCCCAUGAUCCUCACUUUGCCCUUUUACGUGAAGAGGUGACUUUUGGUCCGUCCCGGAAGGCGGUCAACGAUGUUAAUGACCAACAGUUUUAUUUGCUUCAUCUUUCUUUACUUCGAGAGUACAUGGCUUUAGAAUUCCAAGAUUUACAAGAUGAAUUAAAUUUUGAAUAUAAUUUUGAAAAAGUUCUUGAUGAUUUCAUUUUAAUUAUGUACGUCAUUGGUAACGAUUUCUUACCUAAUUUACCUGAUUUGUUUAUCAAUAAGGGAGCCUUCCCAUUACUUAUUGAAACAUUUAAACAAUAUUUGAAACAAUCAGAUGGGUACCUUAAUGAAAAUGGUACGAUAAAUUUGCGUAGAUUGAGUAUUUGGUUGGCAUAUCUUUCAGAAUUCGAAUUGGAGAAUUUUGAAAAGGUCAAUGUUGACGUUGAAUGGUUUAAUAAGAAAUUGGAAGAUAUUUCCAUUCUGGGAGAGAAAAAGAGAGAAAGAUUUGGAAAAUUGUUGUUAUUGAAAGAUCAAAAGAAAUUGAUCGGUAGUAUUAAGCCUUGGUUAUUAGGAGUUGCUUCUAAACCAGUACAGGAACUUAUCGAACUUGAAACUAGUGGUAAGGGUCUUUCCACUUUGAAAUUGCCAACUGAAGAAGUUAAGAAACAUUUGGAUUUCUUGAGACAAUUUGCUCUUGAAGUCGGCCUUAUUAUUGUUCAUUCCGCUUCCAAGGACACUUAUGAAGCUAAAUUGGACAUUGAUGGAAUUUCUCCACAUGAAACUACUGAAGAAUUCGAUGAACGUGUAAAUGAAAUCCGUAGAGUUGUUAAGAAGUACCAACUGGCCAAUCUUAUUGAAACUGAAGAUGCCAUGAAGGAAACUAAAAACAUUUAUGAUGCCAAGUUUAUGGCAUGGAAAGACCAUUAUUAUAAGGAUAAAUUGAAGUUUUCUAUCCAUGACACUGAUAAGAUGGUUGAAUUUACCCGUCAUUAUCUUGAAGGUUUACAAUGGGUCUUGUACUAUUACUACAAGGGUUGUCCUUCAUGGAACUGGUACUUCAAGUACCAUUACUCUCCUAGAAUUUCAGACAUUGCCAUAGGUUUGAACUGGUUAUUGGAACAUAAUGAACAAUUGACCUUUGAACUUUCCCAUCCAUUUAGACCAUUUGAACAAUUGAUGGCCGUGUUACCAGCCAGAUCUAGAAACUUAAUGCCAUCCGUCUAUAGACCAAUAAUGACCGACCCACACUCUCCUAUAAUUGAUUUCUAUCCAAAUGAAGUUGAUAUUGAUAUGAAUGGGAAGACAGCCAGUUGGGAAGCUGUGGUAUUGUUAUCCUUUGUUGACGAAAACAGAUUACUUGAAACUUUAAAACCAGUGGAAGCCAAGUUAUCUCCAGAAGAAACUCAAAGAAAUAGUUUUGGUAAGGAUAUUUUGUUUACCUUUAAUCCUCAAGUUGAUUAUGUUUAUCCAACUCCUUUACCAGGAUUUUUCCAUGAUUUGGAACACGAUAAAUGUAUUGAAUCAACCUUUGUGUUGCCUCCUCAUGGUGAAAUUAAGAGUGGUUUACCUGAAGGUGCUGUAUUGGGUAAAGAGGCACUUGCAGGAUUCCCUGCUUUAGAAACUUUGUCCUUUGAUUAUAAGUUAAAGAUGAAUGAAACUGUUGUUUUCCAACAACCUUCUCGUUCUGAAUCGAUGGUUCUUACCAUUGAAGAUAAAUAUAGUGACUUGACGGUGGAACAAUAUGCCAAGAAGUACGCAGGACGUCUUGUUUAUUCUAAAUGGCCUUUCCUUAGAGAAUCUAGAGUCAUUGAAGUUAUUGAUAAAGAUUUCAAAUAUGAAUCCGUUAAGGUUGGUACUGGUAAGAAAGUUGUUGGUACACCAUUAACUGCAGAUGAACAAAAGAACUUUUUACAAACGCGUGGCUCCAUCAAAAAUGAAUACAUCAAGAAGAAGGGUGUCGUCGUUGGUGAUAUUGAAGCAUUGGUGUAUGUUAAACCAGUCACUGGGUUGAUUCGUAAUAAUAAUGGUGCUAUGGUUAAGACUUUCUCUAAGGAAGUUGAAGUGUACCCAAUGCAAUUGAUUGUUGAUGAUGUCAUUAACAAGGACUCAAGAUACGUAACUCGUGCUCCUUUACCAAUUGACCGUGAAUUCCCUAAUGAUUCUCAUGUCGUCUUUUUAGGGGCCUUUGCCUAUGGUGCCCCAGCUCAAGUUGCUGGUUAUGCUGACCAUGAUAAGUUGAAUGUCAAGAUUUCCAAGAUUCAAUCAGCCAAGGAACCUACUAUCGGUAAGGAAAGACUUGCAAUUGAAAACAGGGAAAUUGUAUACAUGCCAUCUUAUGAUGUUGCCAAGAGAUUAAAGUUGAAUGCCUUAUUCCUUUCGAAAUUGACAUCUUCUUUUAUGUUGGAAGAUAAGGGUGGUAAGAGAGUUAAUAUUGGUCUUGAAUUGAAAUUUGAAGGUCGUAAGCAAAAGGUUUUAGGUUUCACUAGAAAGCAAAACAUUAACUCCAAGAUUUGGGAAUAUUCUCCAUUAGCCAUCAAGUUGAUUAAUGACUACAGACAAAAGUUCCCAAAGAUGUUUGCCAAGUUGAUCUCUCUUAGAGACUUUAAGGUGAUUCCAAGAACAAAUGAAAUUUUUGAAAGUGAAGCAGAAUUGGCCGAAGUUAGAAAAUGGUUGAAGGAAUUAAGAUCUACCUUGAUUACUGUUUCAUUAGAGCUGGAAUCCUUGACCAAGUUUUCUAUUGAAGCUAUUGAAAGUUAUAUGGACAAUUAUGUUACACAACCUAUCCCAUUGACUAAUAAGGAUAUUAGAGGUGUUCCAAGAGACGCUGUUAUCAACCCAUCAGAAUCAUUCCAAUUGUUGAGUACUCAAAGAUUUGAACUUGGUGAUAGAGUGAUUUAUGUUCAGUCUACUGGUAAGGUUCCAUUCUUGAGUAAGGGUACUGUUGUUGGUAUUACCAGUUUUGGCACCAAGGUCUCUUUGUCAGUUGUUUUCGACUUGCCAUUACUCAGUGGUAACAACAUGAAUGGUAGAUUGAAUAGUAGUAGAGGUUUGAUUGUUGACUCUUCCUUGGUUUUGAAUUUGAGUAUCAAGCAAUUGGUAUAUCAUAGUAAGGCUUCGAAGGAAGGUAGACCUAAGCCAAAGGCUACUAAACCAAAGCCAACCAAGAAGGAACAACCAAGACAACCACAAGAAAAGGCUCCUGCUCCUGAACUGGCCGAUCCAGCCAAGAACCCAAGUAAUGAGUUAUUGAGUUUGUUGAAGGGCAAGAACCAACAAAAUGGAAAUAGAAAGGCCAAGGAAGAUGAUGAAACAGUGCCUGUUGCUAACAGUAAUGCCAUCAAACAAAUCUAUGGUCAAAUCUAUUCCAAUGUGAUGAAUGAAGGUUACCCACAAUAUGGAUUUGGAUACAGUGCUCCUGGACAAAUUCCUCCCCCUGGUGCACCAGGUCCAAUUCCAGUUACUCAAGAACCACAAGUUCCAUUCUCUAAUGGAAACCAGCAACCAACUCAAGAAGGUUCAGGUUCUACUAGAGGUAACUCGAACCGUGGCAGAGGUGGUAGAGGUCGUGGAGGCAACUACAGAGGUAGAGGUCGUGGCAGAGGCAAACCAGCCCCUACUACACCAUCUAGCUAA
Molecule: messenger RNA, 4257 nt
Organism: [Candida] anglica
Lineage: Eukaryota; Fungi; Ascomycota; Pichiomycetes; Serinales; Debaryomycetaceae
Source: the annotation of a GenBank genome assembly